This is a messenger RNA of Eubalaena glacialis (North Atlantic right whale), 1625 nucleotides long. It is a transcript of the gene TMEM69, whose product is annotated as transmembrane protein 69. The coding region runs from base 157 to 924 and encodes 255 amino acids. The transcript is spliced from 3 exons. The record is from RefSeq and is a predicted model, not a curated record. NCBI's taxonomy places the organism in Eukaryota, Metazoa, Chordata, Mammalia, Artiodactyla, Balaenidae.
GAAGUGCUUUUCCACAGUACCAAGCUGUUCUUGCAGUUCAGCUUUCCACCUCCCCGCGCGACGCUGGCAACAACAUGCUUCUGAUUCAGAUGCUCCACUGAGCUAUAAAAAUACAUUAAUCAGAACUGUGUGGCAUCUUCCUAAGCAAGACUUUCAAUGGGGCCCACUAUGGUUCACUUCAUCCAGAAGUUUUCUCAAGCAUCUUCAAAGAUGCUGAAGUACCCUUCCACAAUCAGACUAGGAGCCAGAAGGAGAAUAGAAACAUUUUCUCUCAAAACAUGCCUCCAGCAGAACUUUUCCCCCUUGUUUCCAAGGCCUUGGCUUGUCUCAUCAUUUCCAGUGUGUAUGAGCAAGACACAAUAUUAUCACACUUCCCCAUGCAGCUUUAAGAAGAAGCAAGAGCAAGGAGUACUUCCAGCCAGGCCACCACAAACCAUCAGUUACCUGCCUGACAGCCCAAAGCCAGCAUUAUACAUAACUCUGGCAGGACUAAUCCCCUUCAUUGCUCCACCACUGGUCAUGGUGAUGACAAAGACUUAUAUUCCCAUAUUAGCUUUUACUCAGAUGGCUUAUGGAGCCAGUUUCCUAUCUUUCUUGGGAGGGAUCAGAUGGGGUUUUACUCUGCCACAAGGUAGUCCAGCCAAACCAGACUUCCUCAAUUUAGCUAAUAGUACAGCUCCUGUUGUGUUUUCAUGGCUUGCGUUCUUUGUUUCUGAAAGACUCAGUGAAGCUAUAGUCACAGUAAUAGUAGGUUUGGGGAUAGCAUUACACACUGAACUUUUUCUAUUGCCACAUUAUCCCAAUUGGUUCAAAGCCCUGAGGAUAAUAGUCACUUUAGUGGCCUUUUUUUCAUUUGUAAUCACUUUACUAGUUAAAGAUUUUUAUCCAGAGAAGGGACCCAAGAGACUUAGGCAAGUAGAAUAAAUAUAAAACUACUCUGUAGAUGACGUUAGCAUGUUGGCUAGAAGCCUUGUAAGGUUGUGUUUUGGCAUCACCUUUUUCUACCUCUCCAGUUUAGCUCUUUUUUCCCACCAAUGGUGAUUUAUUCUUCCCAAAUUAUUUUUCAUUUCUAGAAAUCUUUAUUUUAUAAGGAAUCACUGAGAAACAGCUUGAAAACCCUUAACAAGUCCUUUUCAUGUUAUAUUAGGUUAUAGUUCUCAUUCAGUCUUUUUAUGAACUUUAUAGUCAUCCACUUAAAAUUUUCAAUGUUUUAAUUAUUUUGAAAAAUGUAAAUUAAAAGAUGAAAAACCUUUGUGCUAGAGCUUUAGGAUCAUUGAAAACACACACACACACCCCCUCAGAGGAAAACUUCGUAUCCAUGAGUGUCUGAAAAUAACAGGUGGCUCUAGUGUGGAGUUUUCAUUGCAGUUGCCCCUGGGAAUUGCGUUUCCAAGCUCUUUUUACCUGGCACAACCUAGUUAUUUGAACUGAAAGGAUCUGUGGCUCUAAAGUCAGUAGGGAGCAGUGUCACGAGGGAAAACUAUGUUCAAAGAAAAGCUAGACACAUUUUCCAGGUUUUACCAGGAUAUUUGGCAGAGUAUAGAUGCAACUUAUUUCCAAACAUAACACCAGCUGGUCAAAAAUAGUUAAAUAGUUAAAAGAAUAAAGCCUCUAGGACAUACAAA